AUGUUGAACGGCGGAAUCUUAGUGGAUACAGGAACAAGAUUUACCCGUUUUCCUCAUGAUUUUUAUAUAGUCUUUCGCUACAUAUUUAGAAUUGAAGUACGGGAUAUUAGAAUGGUUGAAAAUCCAGUUGGAGCUUUUGACACUUGCUAUAAGGAAGAUCCAAAUGGUCAUGACUUAUACUUUCUUGUUGUGAAGUUGUACUUUGGCAGCGUAAACCCGAGUACCAUGUUGUUUCUCGCGCAAGAACAAGUCGUUGUGAAGUAUCGUGGGCUCUACUGCUUGGCUUUUAAGGGAUGGAAUAAUGAAUACUCAAUAUUAGGAAGUAAUCAACUCCAAGGUGUAGCAUUAUCUUUUGAUACAUCAGCAAACACUUUGUCCUUUGACGCAGAUGGAUGCGAUUGA
Messenger RNA from Nicotiana attenuata, 402 nucleotides. RefSeq names its product aspartyl protease AED1-like. The transcript has a single exon. NCBI's taxonomy places the organism in Eukaryota, Viridiplantae, Streptophyta, Magnoliopsida, Solanales, Solanaceae. The coding region runs from base 1 to 402 and encodes 133 amino acids. Gene Ontology annotation, biological process: proteolysis. The record is from RefSeq and is a predicted model, not a curated record. Gene Ontology annotation, molecular function: aspartic-type endopeptidase activity.